This is a messenger RNA of Aplosporella prunicola CBS 121167, 2251 nucleotides long. RefSeq names its product glycoside hydrolase family 47 protein. NCBI's taxonomy places the organism in Eukaryota, Fungi, Ascomycota, Dothideomycetes, Botryosphaeriales, Aplosporellaceae. The record is from RefSeq and is a predicted model, not a curated record. Gene Ontology annotation, molecular function: mannosyl-oligosaccharide 1,2-alpha-mannosidase activity; calcium ion binding. Gene Ontology annotation, biological process: N-glycan processing; carbohydrate metabolic process. Bases 88 to 1833 code for a protein of 581 amino acids. Gene Ontology annotation, cellular component: membrane; endoplasmic reticulum. The transcript has 4 exons.
CUCGUUGUCAGCCUGACUCUUUGCUUCAGGUGACCAACGGCUCUUGAACCACAUUUUAAUCUUUUUCAUCAUUUUACCCUGAACGUGAUGGCCACAAGGAAGAGAGAUUCAACGGCUCGGCUCCGCAAACGGCAGUCGGCUCCCGGUCUGCAUCGUGCCUUUGUACAGGGAGGACCCUCUUCGCGUACUGGUUUUUCGUCUAUCGCCCUUAAGGCAUUGAUUGCGAUUGUCGUUGCUCUUAGCUCAUUACUUCUCUGGCUGAGAGGCCAGUAUGUUGGGCUGAGUCGUCCAGUAACGACAGCUGAAGACUGGGGAACCCGAAGACAAGAGGUUAAAGAGACCUUUGUCUCCAGCUGGGAUGCCUACGCUCAGCACGCCUGGGGCCAAGACCGCUUCCACCCCAUCUCGAAACGCGGCUCCCAAAUGAGUCCCAACGGCCUAGGCUGGAUCAUCGUCGACAGCCUCGACACGCUAAUGAUCAUGAACCUGACAUCUCGCCUGGCAUCUGCACGCCUCUGGGUGCACCGGAAGCUGGACUAUAACCAGGACCAAGAUGUCAAUACCUUUGAAACGACCAUCCGCAUGCUGGGUGGCUUGCUGUCCGCGCAUUAUCUCGCUACGCAGCUAGCCGGCGCGUCAUCACGCAGGGACUACGUCUACUUGUCUAAGGCUACUGACCUGGCCGACCGGCUCCUCGGCGCGUAUAAUUCCGCCUCUGGAAUUCCGUAUGCGAGCAUUAACCUGCGGAUGGGUGAAGGGAUCCGCUCGCAUAUGGAUGGGGGAUCGUCUUCCACUGCUGAGGCUACUACGUUGCAGAUGGAGAUGAAGUACUUGGCACAGCUCACCGGGAAAGAAGUCUAUUGGCGGAAAGCCGAGAAGGUUAUGAAAGUCAUUGACGACAUUGGCGUGCAGGAUGGACUUGUCCCGAUCUUUGUGUCCGCGGACAUUGGCCGUUUCACGUCGCGGGAGAUUCGUCUUGGAAGCCGUGGCGAUUCGUACUAUGAGUACCUCAUCAAGCAGUAUCUGCAGACUCACGAGCCUGUAUAUCUCAAGAUGUGGGAAGAGUCGUUGGCUGGAAUCCGCAAACACCUGAUCAUCCCAACGCGGGAAUCCAAACUCAACAUCGUUGCCGAGCUACCUAACGGUGUUGGAAGUAAGCUGUCCCCAAAAAUGGACCAUCUCGUUUGCUUCCUGCCCGGAUCCAUAGCCCUUGGAGCAACAGGUGGCCACACCGAAGCCGAAGCGCGAAAGACCCCCGACUGGAAUGCCGAAAAGAGCGAGCAGAUGGACCUGGCAAGAGAGCUCAUGAAGACAUGCUGGGGCAUGUACAAAAUUACUGAAACUGGACUCGCGCCCGAGAUCGCUUGGUUCAACGUGAAUGAGGAUGUUCUGCAGCCACGAACAAGUCCUUUGCCACUGGCGCGCAGCAAGGAUAACGUCAACGACUGGAAGAAGGACUUCGUCGUCAAGCCGCUUGACGCACAUAAUCUGCAGCGACCAGAAACCGUGGAAAGCCUGUUUUUGAUGUGGCGUAUUACGAAGGAUCCGAUCUAUCGCGAGUGGGGCUGGGAGAUCUUCGAGGCGUUUAAGAAGUAUACCGUCCUGGAAGGUGGAGAAGGCUACACGUCUCUGGACAACGUAAAUGCGAUCCCACCCACUCGUCGAGACAAUAUGGAGAGUUUCUGGCUGGCCGAGACGCUCAAAUAUCUGUAUCUCUUGUUUUCGCCAGAUGACUUACUUCCUCUUUCGGAAAACGUGUUCAAUACCGAAGCCCACGUCUUUCCUGUUAUGAACCGAACAAAAUUCAAGACGGGUUGGCAGCGGAAGGGUUAGACCUGUUCAGCGAUUAGCAGGUGAAGAAAGUAUAAUUAUCGGAGGUUUUGACAAACCUAGUUGGUGAUCCGAAAUGUAGUCGUACAAACGGGACGCUUCAGUAGAUUAUCCAACAGCUUUGUACCGCAAUCCGCCGGCUAAAUACUGCGACGAAACGCUGAUGUUACAUUCCAGGAGAGAAAAAGCGCACCCAGCGGUCAUUUUAGUGCCUGCACCCCCAUACCAACCUAACUUGAUUUGGAAUCCCCUGGCCACGCGCGCAGACUUCCUUUUUCACCAUAUCUAUCAACCACUUGUAUAUAAACUCUUUUCCCAUUACUUACCUUACACCCCCAUCAGUACGAUGAAGCUCACCAUAGUCCUCAUUGCCAGCAUCGGCGGCGCCGCCGCGCAAGUCGGGAGCUUCUUCUCAUCCUGG